CCCAAACAGUGUCACAAGUCACAAGUCACAACCUCCAUUCUUCUCUUACCAAUGGGUUCCUUAUUGUUUUCCUAUUACUGUUUCUCUACACAGAUUGCAUUCAUCUUGUUUCUAUUUUGCUUGGAUAAAGGAGCAUUAGGGGCCAAGUUUACAAUAAUUAACAAGUGUGAUUACACGGUGUGGCCUGGGAUUCUUGCCAAUGCUGGCAGCUCCGCAUUGGAUACCACCGGCUUCCACCUCCCAUCCGGCGGAUCGAGGAGCUUUCAAGCCCCACCCAAUUGGUCAGGCAGGUUUUGGGGCCGGACCGGCUGCAAUUUUGACCCCAAUACCCAACAGGGCACCUGCACCACAGGGGAUUGUGGCUCCAACCAACUUGAAUGCAAUGGUGCCGGGGCAGACCCACCCGUAACACUAGCCGAGUUCACAAUCGGGUCGGGUUCCCAAGCCCAGGAUUAUUACGACGUCAGCCUGGUUGACGGAUACAAUCUACCUAUGAUGGUGGAUGCGGGUGGCGGAUCGGGUGAAUGUGGGUCAACGGGUUGCGCAGCUGACCUGAACCGGCAAUGCCCGAAUGAGUUGAGGGUUAGUAACCGAGUGGCAUGCAAGAGCGCGUGUGAAGCGUUUCAGAGGGCGGAAUACUGCUGCAGCGGCACCUACGCUUCACCUGCCACAUGCAAGCCUUCGGUUUACUCCACGAUGUUCAAGAGCGCGUGCCCCAAAUCGUAUAGCUACGCAUACGACGACCCUACGAGUACGUUUACGUGUACGGGAGCUGAUUAUACCAUCACAUUCUGCCCUUCAACCACAAGGGCCGAACGGGUCAGGAUGCAACUAGAUCUAUAUCCAGAAUCACAAAUCGCAGUGUUUUGUUUUGGAUCAACAAGCACAAAACCGUACAAAGAGGUUGGGUUUAUUUGGACUUUUAACUCUUAUUUGGACUUUUAACUCUUAAUAGGAAGAAAC
This is a messenger RNA of Arachis stenosperma, 963 nucleotides long. Its product is annotated as thaumatin-like protein 1. NCBI's taxonomy places the organism in Eukaryota, Viridiplantae, Streptophyta, Magnoliopsida, Fabales, Fabaceae. The transcript is spliced from 4 exons. Gene Ontology annotation, cellular component: extracellular region. The record is from RefSeq and is a predicted model, not a curated record. Bases 52 to 945 code for a protein of 297 amino acids. Gene Ontology annotation, biological process: defense response.